This is a messenger RNA of Lodderomyces jiufengensis, 3732 nucleotides long. RefSeq names its product cohesin subunit (gene SMC3). The record is from RefSeq and is a predicted model, not a curated record. The transcript has a single exon. Gene Ontology annotation, biological process: mitotic sister chromatid cohesion. Lineage: Eukaryota; Fungi; Ascomycota; Pichiomycetes; Serinales; Debaryomycetaceae. Bases 1 to 3732 code for a protein of 1243 amino acids. Gene Ontology annotation, cellular component: chromosome. Gene Ontology annotation, molecular function: ATP binding; protein binding; ATP hydrolysis activity.
AUGCAUAUAAAGAAGAUAGUGAUACAGGGGUUUAAAACGUAUAAGAAUCAGACUACAAUAGAUGGCCUUAGUCCAAAUUGUAAUGUUGUCGUUGGAAAAAAUGGUUCUGGUAAAUCAAAUUUUUUUGCAGCAAUUAGAUUUGUAUUAAGUGAUGCUUAUACUCACAUGACGAGAGAAGAAAGACAAGGAUUAUUACAUGACGGUUCAGGAACCAUAAUGUCUGCAUAUGUUGAAAUUAUAUUUGAUAAUUCCGAUGGUAGAUUCCCUAUAUCUAAUAGUGAAAUUUCAAUAAGAAGAACAAUUGGAUUAAAAAAAGAUGAUUAUUCAUUAGAUGGUAAAUCUGCAACAAGAUCAGAUAUAAUGAAUCUUUUAGAAAGUGCAGGUUUUUCCAAAUCUAAUCCAUAUUAUAUAGUACCACAAGGUCGAAUAACAAGUUUAACAAAUUCAAAGGAUCAUGAAAGAUUAACAUUGUUAAAAGAAGUUAGUGGAGCAACAGUAUUUGAAAAUAAAUUAAAAGAAUCAAUGAAAGAAAUGAAUCAAUCAAAUAUAAAAAGACAAAGAAUCGAUGAAGCUUUAAAUAGUAUUGAAGAAAAAAUAAGUGAUUUACAAAUUGAAAGUGAUGAUUUAAAAGAAUUUCAAACUUUGGAAAAACAAAAGAAAAUUUAUGAAUAUAAUAUAUUUGAUAGAGAAUUUAAUGAAUUAAAUGAAUCAAUAGAAGAAAUUGAACAAAAUCAUCAGAUAAUCCUAAAGGAAUCAACAAAAGAUUUAAAAGAAAUGGAAGAAAGAGAAAAAUUAUGUACUGAAUUACAAAAUACAAUGAAUGAAUUGGAUGUAAAUUUAAAUAUUAUAAAAAUUGAAAUGGAACAAUCUAACUUAGAUUGUAAUCAAUUAUUAAACUCCAUUGCAGAAAAAGAAACUCAUUUAACUGAACUACGAGAUAGUUUAUCCUCGUCAGAUGAAAGAUUCAAUGAAAUUAAUACUCAACUUAUUGAAAACAAAUCACAACUUAAUAAAAUCACAGAGGAACUAAAAAAAAAUAAACCACAUUUGGAAAAUUUACAAUCACAAGAAUCGGAAUUAAAACAAAAACUACAUGAUAUACAAACCAAGCAAAGAGCAUUAUAUUCAAAACAAUCAAGAUUUCAAAAACAUGGUUCAAAAGCUGCAAGAGACUCAUGGUUAUCAGGGGAAAUUUCAAAUUUUAAAGAUCAAUCAAAAGAAAAAGAACAAGACAUACAACAGCAUCAAAGUGAAUUAAGAACUAAACAAAUGUCACAAGAAGCAAUAAAUGAAAGAAUUCAAGAAAUUAACGACACCUUAAAUGAUAAUGAGACAAUGACUCAAGUAGAAGAACUAAAAACAAAUAUUCAAAACUUAAAAAUUAGAAUUAAUCAUUGUGUUGAUCAAAGGAAAACAAUGUGGAGAGAUGAAGUUAGACUAAAAAGUGUAAAUGAUUCUUUAACUAAUGAUUUAAAUAAUGCCUCGAGUUUAGUUGCUAAAACCAUGGAUCGAUCACAAUCUCAAGGUAUUGCGGCUGUUAAAGCUAUUACAAAAAGAUUGAAAUUAGAAGAUCAUGUCUAUGGAACAGUUGCUGAAUUAUUCAAUGUUAAUGAAAAAUACAAAAUUGCAGCAGAAGUUAUUGCUGGUAACUCAUUAUUUCAUGUUGUUGUUGAUACUGAUGCAACAGCUGCUACUUUAAUUGAAGAACUAACAAGAACAAAGCAAGGUAGAGUUACUUUUAUACCUUUAAAUAGAAUCAAUGUUGUUGUUACUGAAUAUCCAGAUCCACAAGAAAAUCAAUGUUUACCAUUAAUUUCAAAAUUAAAAUAUAAUCAUGAGAAAGUUGGUAAAGCAAUGGAUCAAGUAUUUGGUAAGGCUCUAGUUGUAAAAGAGUUACAAAGAGGUUCAGAACUUUCAAGAAAAUUCAAAUUGACUUGUAUAACUUUAGAUGGUGAUAGAGUUGAUGUUAAAGGUAUUUUAUCUGGUGGUUAUAGAGACUUCAAAACGUCAAGAAUUGAUGCAAUGAAGUUACAAACUAAAAAAAGAAAUGAACUAGCCAAAACAGAAACAGAAAUGAAUCAAAUAACUCAAGAUAUAAAUGAAAUAAACCAAGAAAUGACAAAAUUGAAUAAUGACUUACAAUUAAGUAUAAGAGAUUUGGAUAAAUUAACAAGAGUUAAAGAACCUUUAGAAAUCGAGUUAUCACAAUUAAUAGCUAAGAAAUUUAAUAUUGAUCAAGAUAUUUUUGCGUUAACUUCAAAUAUUAAUAUAUUAGAAUCAGCAAGAAAUUCAUUACUUACAAAUAUCAAGCAAUCUGAAAAUGAAUUAAAUUCUGAUUUUACUCAAGUUUUGAAUGAACAAGAAUUAAUUUUAUUAGAACAAUAUAGUAAAGAUAUUUCAGCAAUUGAAAAUGAAAUGGAUGAAUUAGUAACUUCAUUAUUAGAUUGGGAUACAAGAAUCAGUGAUUUAGAAUAUGAUUUAACCAAGUCAAAUCAAACUAUCAAAUUAUUAGAUCAAGAAAAAAAAUCAUUAGGUGAAAGAUCAACAUUGCAUUCAAACAUCAAUGAAUUAUCACAAGAACUAGAAUCAUUACAAAUUCAAUUAGAUACAUUGCAAUCAAGAAAUGAUGAAACAACAGCUAAUCAAAAAAGAAUAAUUGAAGAAAUUAACGAAAAUGAAAAAGCAUUAACGAAAGCAAACGAAUUACAACUUAAAACAAUGGAAAAUUUUGAAAAAAUUAAUAAAAAAUCAACUAAAUUAUUAAAUUUAAAACUGAUAAAACAACAAACUCGUGAAGAAAUAACCAACAAAAUAAAAAAUUUGGGGAUGUUACCAGAAGAAGCAUUCCAAACAGAUAAAUUUUCAAAUACUUCAACAAAUCAACUACUCAAAAAAUUAAACGAAAUAAAUUCAGAUUUAACAAAGUAUUCUCAUAUAAAUAAAAGAGCCAUAGAACAAUUCAAUCAAUUCAAUAAACAAAAGGAUGAGUUAAUCAAAAGAAAAAUGGAAUUAGAUGAAUCAAACUUAUCAAUUGAAAAUCUUAUUAAAUUAUUACAAAAACAGAAAAAACAAACAAUAAUGAAUAGUUUUAAAACAAUUUCAAAAUCUUUUAAUGAGAUUUUUGAAAAAUUAGUACCUCAAGGAACUGGUAAUUUAAUCUUAAUAAAGAAAAAGAAUUUAUCUGAAAGUCAACAACCUACACAAACUCAAGAAGAUGAAGAAGAAGAACCAGAACAACAACAAACUGCAGAUGCUGAUAUAAAUUCUGACUCAGAUUCAGAAGAAGAUGAUGAUACAAUAGAUAAUUACACAGGUGUUUCAAUAUCAGUAUCUUUCAAUUCAAAAUAUGAUGAACAGCAAAAAAUUGAACAAUUAUCAGGUGGUCAAAAAUCAUUAUGUGCAAUAACUUUAAUUUUUGCAAUUCAACAAUAUGAUCCUGCUCCAUUUUAUUUAUUUGAUGAAAUUGAUAGUAAUUUAGAUACUCAAUAUAGAACAUCAGUUGCUUCAUUGAUUAACUCAUUAAGUGGUGGUAAUAAUAUUGGUGAAGAAGAAGAAGAAGGAGAGGUUAAUGCCAAAAAACCACAAUUUAUAUGUACCACUUUUAGACCAGAAUUAAUUUCUUUAGCAGGUAAUAAAUUUUAUGGUGUUGUAUUUGCCAAUAAAGUUAGUAAUAUAAUUGAAAUUGAUAAAAAUGAAGCAAUGAACUUUGUUGAAGGUCAAACUAGGAUAUAG